This is a messenger RNA of Choloepus didactylus (southern two-toed sloth), 1445 nucleotides long. It is a transcript of the gene CD8B, whose product is annotated as CD8b molecule. Gene Ontology annotation, cellular component: cell surface. Gene Ontology annotation, molecular function: coreceptor activity; MHC class I protein binding. The coding region runs from base 47 to 706 and encodes 219 amino acids. Gene Ontology annotation, biological process: regulation of immune response. The transcript is spliced from 7 exons. The record is from RefSeq and is a predicted model, not a curated record. Lineage: Eukaryota; Metazoa; Chordata; Mammalia; Pilosa; Megalonychidae.
GUCUCAGCCGCGCCCCGCGGGGACCAGGUGUCCCGCGCGUGCCAAGAUGCAGCGGCGGCUCUGGCUGCUCCUCGCGGCGCAGCUCGCAGCUCUCCGCGGCAGCUCGAUGCUCCAACAGACCCCUGCACCCACGAGGGUCCAGACCAACCACACGGUAACACUGUCCUGCGAAACCAAAACCUCUGCCACCAGCACCCGUGUCUACUGGCUGAGACUGCGCCAGGCCCCAAGCGCCGACAGCCACUACGAGCUCCUGGCCUUCUGGGAUCCCGUGAAGAAGGUGGUGUACGGCGAGGGCUGGGGCCAGGAGAAGCUGACCGUGUCCGCAGAGGCAUCUCGGUCCACCCUCAAGCUCACAAAGGUGGAGGCUUCUGACAGUGGCACUUACCGCUGCCUGACCGUCGGGUCGCCUGAGCUGACCUUCGGGAAGGGAACUCAGCUGAGUGUGGUUGAUGUCCUUCCCACCACUGCCCAGCCCACCAAGAAGACCACCCCCAAGAAGAAAGCGUGCCGGUUCCCCAGCCUACCAGCCCAGAAGGGUUUCCCCUGCAGCCCCCUCACCCUCGGCCUGCUGGGGGGCGGCAUCCUGGUCCUGCUGCUGUCCCUGGGCGUCGCCAUCCACCUGCACUGCCUGCAGAGGAAAGCCCGACUUCGCAUCAUGAAACAGAUUCCAGUGAUUCAAUUAAAAUUAAAGCAGUUAUCUUAGGUUUUACAAAUGAGCAGAGAAUGUGAUUUUGAUGUCCUGCUCCAAAAAUACAUCGGUCUCAGUAACGAGCAAGAUCUGGAAAAGUGAGAGAGAAGGGACACACUCAACCACGGAGUCUUCACUGACCUGUCGAAGCUGCCUGCUUUUACCUGCUGCAGGUUCUUUCUGUGGGCCUCACGCGUGGGGGCAACUUGUUAACUGGUUAUCGGGAAACUUGGAGAGAAGAUUUCAGAGCCCCAAAGUGCUGUCUGCAACUCACAGCAGAGCUGAAGGAUUGACUGGGGAAUGCCACCCAUGACACAGUUUCCAGUUCCUAUCCUUGCCGGUGCUGGGCCAGGACCUUUAGUGGUGGCUGUCCAGCCACCUUCUUUGCAAAUCACUUUGUCCUGGCAGAACAGUGGCCUUGGGCCCUGGGGUCUCCCAUGGAAGGUACAGGGAUGGCUCCCCCUUGGUCUUCUCAGGCUGGGGCUGUCCAUCCUCACAGAGAGCCCCAGAGGCCAGCCCCACUUUCAAAAGGAGACUUCCUGAGAGGGGCAGACCUGGCAGCCCUUUUGUUCUCUGAGGACCUCCUUGGGAGCUGGGGACUUGUGGGGUUGGGAGAGAACCACUUCAUCUCCCGUUAGGAAGUUUUCCCCUUUCAUCUCUGCUUUCCCACAGCUUAUAUAUGUGUUCUUUCAUUUUUUGUUGUCUUAAUGAAAAAAAUGUCUUAGCCAUAAAAAUAAAGUCCUGAGCAAAAUAU